Messenger RNA from Rhinolophus ferrumequinum (greater horseshoe bat), 5014 nucleotides. It is a transcript of the gene NID2, whose product is annotated as nidogen 2. Gene Ontology annotation, cellular component: basement membrane. The record is from RefSeq and is a predicted model, not a curated record. Gene Ontology annotation, biological process: cell-matrix adhesion. Gene Ontology annotation, molecular function: calcium ion binding. NCBI's taxonomy places the organism in Eukaryota, Metazoa, Chordata, Mammalia, Chiroptera, Rhinolophidae. The coding region runs from base 117 to 4334 and encodes 1405 amino acids. The transcript has 21 exons.
CGCCCCACCCGGGCGCCCGCGGUGAUCCAGGUUGGAGACUGGCGCGGCGCCGCUAGUGGGCUGGCUGGCAGGGCUGGGACCGCUGUGCGACUGAGCAGUUCAGGGGCUAAGCGAGCAUGCGGGGGGACCGGGCGGCUGGGCGGCAGGCGCUGCUGUCGCCUCCGCCGUCGUUGCUGCUGCUGCUGCUGCAGCUGUCCAGGGCCGCGGCGCUGUACCCAGUAGACCUCUUCCCCUACGGGCAGUCGCGGGGGGACCAGCUCCUGCAGGAAGGCGACGACGAAAGCUCAGCCGCCGUAAAGUUGGCGAGUCCCCUGCGCUUCUACGAAGCCCAGUUCAGCUACCUCUACGUGGGCACCAACGGCAUCAUCUCCACCCAGGACUUCCCCAGGGAGACCCAGUAUGUGGACGAUGGUUUCCCCACGGACUUCCCGGCCAUUGCUCCCUUUCUGGCCGACAUCGACACGAGCCAGGGCAGGGGCCGAGUCCUGUACCGCGAGGACACUUCUCCGGAGGUGUUGGGCCUGGCCGCCCAUUAUGUGCGCGCAGCCUUCCCGCGCCGAGCAGCGCACUUCACCCCUACCCACGCCUUCUUGGCCACCUGGGAGCAGGUGGGCGCCUACCAGGAGGCCACCCGCGGGAUGCCGCCCUCGGGACAGCUGAAUACUUUUCAGGCAGUUUUGGCAUCUGAUGAGUCUGAUACCUACGCCCUCUUUCUUUAUCCUGCCAAUGGCCUCCAGUUCUUUGGAACCCGCCCCAAAGAGUCCUACAAUGUCCAGCUCGAACUUCCAGCCCGGGUGGGCUUCUGCCGAGGGGAGGCCGAUGACCUGAAAAGAGAGGGACCAUAUUUCAGCUUGACCAGCACUGAACAAUCUGUGAAAAACCUCUACCAACACAGCAACCUGGGGAUUCCUGGAGUGUGGGCUUUUCAUAUUGGCAGCACCUCCGCAUUGGACAAUGUCAGGCCAGCAACAGUUGGAAGAGACCUUUCCAAAGACCGCUCUUCAGCUCCGCUGGAACAUUCCUUCAGCCAUGCUGCAGCCCUGGAAAGCGACUACACUGAGGACGAUUUGGAUUAUUACGAUGAGAAUGAGGAGGAAGUUGAAUACCCCCCGAGUGAAACAGAGUUGGUGUCGAAUGGCCACAGCAAUAUCGAUGUUUCCUUCCCCUCAAAAGCUGAUUCAAGGCCUUUCGGAGUUGGUGUCACUCCUUCACAUAACCACCUGGCCUCCCCUUUGCCACAUUCAACACCUAGCUAUUGGCCAUUCUACCCUGAAACAGAAUCUGCCACCGUGGACCCUCAAAUCAAAGAGAGGAGGCCUGUGGGGGAGAUAGAUGUCCCUCAUAGAAGAGGCCAAGUGGAAUCUUCUGAACAGCCAGGGACCAGAGACCUGGCUGCAUCAGAGACAGAAGGAGAUUCACUUUAUUCUUCCCGGGAAACCCCACUUCCCUACCUUGAAAACAGAAACAUGCAGCCUCAUCCAGAUGGAGGGGCACCGCCUUCAGAAAGGGAUGGCCCUCCAGCCCACCCGGAAAGAGAGAUGGUCCUACCCCAUUACCCUGUGCCAGGUCACACUCCACCAUGGGAUCACGGGAGACACGUGGUAGGGGCAGAAGACGACAUCAGAUCCAACACUGAGGUCUUCACGUAUAAUGCUUCCAACAAGGAGACCUGUGAACGCAACCACGGACAGUGCUCCCAGCAUGCCUUCUGCACUGACUACGCCACUGGCUAUUGCUGCCACUGCCAGUCCAGGUUUUAUGGAAAUGGGAAGCACUGUCUGCCAGCAGGGGCACCUCAUCGAGUCAAUGGGAAAGUGAGCGGCCACCUCCAUGUGGGCCACACGCCCGUGCACUUCACUGAUGUGGACCUGCAUGCUUACAUUGUGAGCAAUGACGGCAGGGCCUACACGGCCAUCAGCCACAUCCCACAACCCGCGGCCCAGGCCCUUCUCCCCCUGACGCCCAUCGGAGGCCUGUUUGGCUGGCUCUUUGCUUUAGAGAAACCAGGCUGGGAGAACGGCUUCAGCCUCACAGGUGCUACAUUUAUCCAUGACAUGGAAGUUACUUUCUACCCAGGAGAGGAGAAGGUUCGAAUCACUCAAACCGCUGAGGAGCUUGAUGCAGAGAACUAUUUGAACAUUAAGACCGACAUCCGAGGCCAGGUACCUCACAUCCCAGCAAGUUUCACAGCCCACAUCGCCCCCUACAAGGAGCUUUACCACUAUUCGGAUUCAGCUGUGACCUCCACCAGUUCCAGAGACUACUCUCUCACGUUUGGUGCCAUCAACCAAACAAUGUCCUACCGCAUCCACCAGAACAUCACUUACCAGACGUGCAGGCAUGUCCCCAGACACCCGAACAUCCCCACCACCCAGCAGCUCAACGUGGACCGGGUCUUUGCCUUGUACAACGAUGAGGAAAAAGUGCUUAGAUUUGCUGUGACUAAUCAAAUCGGCCCUGUUGAAGAGGACUCAGAGUCCAGCCCAGUGAAUCCUUGCUAUGACGGGAGCCACACAUGUGACAUGACAGCUCAGUGCCAUCCAGGGACAGGUGUAGAAUACACCUGUGAGUGUGCACCUGGGUACCAAGGAGAUGGACGGAAUUGUGUGGAUAUAAAUGAAUGUGCAACUGGCUUCCAUCGCUGUGGGCCCAACUCUGUGUGUAUCAACUUGCCAGGAAGCUAUAGGUGCGAAUGCCGGAGUGGGUACGAGUUUGCCACUGACCAGCACACUUGCAUCAUGAUUGCCCCACCUCCCAACCCCUGUGAGGAUGGCAGCCAUACCUGUGCUCCUGCUGGCCAGGCCCAGUGCAUUCACCAUGGAAGCAGCACGUUUAGCUGCACCUGCCUGCCUGGUUAUACUGGUAACGGACACCAGUGUACUGAUGUUGAUGAAUGCUCGGAAAACAGAUGUCACCCCUCGGCUACCUGCUACAAUACUCCUGGCUCCUUCUCCUGCCGCUGCCAAGCUGGCUAUCAUGGGGACGGACUUCAGUGCACACUUGACCCCACUUCAGGACUGAAACCCUGUGAACACCAGCAGCGCAAUGCUCAGGCUCAACACACCUAUCCUGGUUCCCGGAUCCACAUCCCCCAGUGUGAUGAGCAGGGCCACUUCCUGCCACUGCAGUGUCAUGGCAGCACCGGCUUCUGCUGGUGCGUGGACCCUGAUGGUCAUGAAGUCCCUGGGACCCGGACUCCACCGGGCUCCACUCCACCUCACUGCGGACCACCAGAGCCCACCCAGAGGCCCCGGACCGUCUGUGAGCGCUGGAGGGAAAACCUGCUAGAGCAUUAUGGUGGCGUGCCCAGGGACGACCAGUACGUGCCCCAGUGCGAUGACCUAGGUCACUUCACCCCCCUGCAGUGCCACGGGAAGAGUGACUUCUGCUGGUGUGUGGACAAAGACGGCCGAGAGGUGCAGGGCACCCGCUCCCAGCCAGGAACCACCCCUGCAUGUAUACCCACGGUUGCUCCACCCACGGCCCGGCCCACGCCCAGGCGUGAUGUGACCCCUCCAUCCGUGGGCACCUUCUUGCUCUAUGCCCAGGGCCAGCAAAUCGGCCACUUGCCCCUCAAUGGUACCAGGCUUCAGAAGGACGCGGCCAAGACCCUGCUGUCACUGCAUGGCUCCAUAGUUGUGGGAAUUGAUUAUGACUGCCGGGAGAGGAUGGUGUACUGGACAGACGUCGCUGGACGGACCAUUAGCCGUGCCAGUCUGGAACUGGGAGCAGAGCCCGAGAUAAUCAUUAACUCAGGUCUGAUAAGCCCCGAAGGACUUGCCAUUGACCACUUUCGUAGAACGAUGUACUGGACGGACAGUGGCCUGGAUAAAAUAGAGAGGGCCAACCUGGAUGGCUCUGAACGCAGGGCCCUCUUCCACACAGACCUGGUGAACCCCCGAGCUAUCACCGUGGAUCCAAUCCGAGGAAACUUGUACUGGACAGAUUGGAAUCGAGAAGCUCCUAAAAUUGAAACAUCGUCUUUAGAUGGACAAAACAGAAGAAUUCUGGUGAAUACAGACAUUGGACUACCCAAUGGUUUAACCUUUGACCCCUUCUCUAAAAUGCUGUGCUGGGCAGAUGCAGGAACGAAAAAACUGGAAUGUACACAACCUGACGGAAUUGGACGGCAUGUCAUUCAAAACAACCUUAACUACCCCUUCAGCAUUGUUAGCUAUGCAGAUCACUUCUACCACACGGACUGGAGGAGGGAUGGUGUUAUAUCAGUAAAUAGGAAGAGUGGCCAGUUUACUGAUGAGUAUCUUCCAGAGCAGCGAUCUCAUCUCUACGGGAUAACAGCAGUCUACCCCUACUGCCCAACAGGAAGAAAGUAAAUAUGGCAUUGUAAAGGACUUGGAGUUCACAAUCAGAAUCUGAACCCUAAAGAACAUUUACUGCAAACAAAAGUCGAAGAAAGUGAAAACAGAAAUUGGCCAUUAGAAGUUCCUGGACAUAUAAGAUGAAAAUUUUCAGUACAAAAAGACUAAGUAUAUUUUGUGAAAAGUUUAUACCUCAAUCUUUACUACUGUAUUUUUUUUUUAAAAAGUUAUUACCAGGUUUAAAAAAGCUAAUAGAAUUUUAAUUGUUGCUUAUUAAAGCAACUUUUUAUAAAACAUUUAUAGCAUAUUUACAAGGUCAAAUUCAUUCAACUAAGAACCAAAUAUGCUGAGACCUUAAAUCUGACUUUUGCUAUGGGUUCUUUUUGGCCAAGAAAUUAAAGCACAGGUGAGCAGUAUAAAAAAUACAAUCUUAAAAUCCUGACACAGUUAAGAGGCUAUGCAGAACUGAUGGGAAAGAACCAACUUAUUUAUAGUUUCCCAGCAAAAGUUCUAAGGUUCUAAGAUUUUUUUUACCUCUGCAUCAGUGCAUUUCUAUUUAUAUUAAAAGGUGCUACAAUGUUUCAAUUUGUAUUUUCUGGUCAUGUAAAUCCCUCUAUAGAAUUACCCACAGAAAUUACAUUUAUAAAUACCAAAGCUGUAUCAGUUCUCAAAUUUUUUAGAUUACUCCAAUAAAA